AUGGGAGGUGGUCUAAUAGCUGGUAUUGCUGGCAUCAAUAAAACCCUUGCAAUUGCUUCCAUAACCCACGUUGAAGACUUGACGUACGCAAUCUUCAAGCUCAAUACUUGGGUGUUGACCGAGAUGUGGUUCAUAGUUAUCUUCGGAUCCAUUCCAGUCCUACGCCCUUUCUUCGUCCGUUUCACGCAGGAUGUAUCUGUCUGA
Molecule: messenger RNA, 204 nt
Organism: Penicillium cinerascens
Lineage: Eukaryota; Fungi; Ascomycota; Eurotiomycetes; Eurotiales; Aspergillaceae
Exons: 3
Coding region: 1-204 (67 amino acids)
Source: RefSeq, a predicted model, not a curated record